Lymnaea stagnalis (great pond snail) is the source of this 951-nucleotide messenger RNA. The record is from the annotation of a GenBank genome assembly. NCBI's taxonomy places the organism in Eukaryota, Metazoa, Mollusca, Gastropoda, Lymnaeidae.
AUGGCCCAGGUCAACAACAACGAGCUCAUCUGCUGUGUUAAAUGCAAUGGACAGUUUGACAGAGUGGAUCAAGUGCCCAUUAAGUUGUCAUGCCUACACUCGUUCUGCCGGCCAUGCCUGAAACAAACUGUAGACCCUGAUCACAAACUCACCUGUCCGGUCUGUCUUAAGACUCAGACAAUAGAAGGAGACAUUGAUGCCCUUCCUGCUGAUCUCAGAAUUAUGAAGAUGAUAGGUUUGAUUUCUAAUAAGAUUAAGGAUACAUGUUUACAGCAUGAAUCACAUUUGUAUUUCUUCUGCGCCAAAUGCAAAACACCAAUCUGCCACGACUGCACCGUUUUAAACCAUCCUAAAGAACAAAAACAUGCCAUCAUAGAGAUUUCAGAAGCUUUUGAAAAUUACGCACCAAAAUUCGACGCGCUUGAACGAUUCGGUCAGAGCGUGGCUGACGCCAUGAAAGUCAAGAUCGAGACGUACAAAAAUGAGCUGAAUGACCUUGAAAGAGCGCACAGAAAUCUCAAAGGUGAUAUUUCAUAUAAGUUUCGCUACUACCGUUCGCUUCUCGCCCAACGAGAAGAAGAUGUCAGAAAGAGGGCUGAGACACUAAUACAUGAACAGAGGGAAGAAAUCGAACAUGCUUGCAUCGUGAUCGAGGACAAACUGAAUUAUCUGAAUAUCCUUCGAGAACAAUUUAAAAUCGUCAGGUCAAAUAAUGACACCAGACUUGUGUUUCAAGUGUAUCAAGAAUUCAAAGACUGUGAAGACUUCUUCAACUGUCUCAUGAAGCCAGAGCGGAUGGACUUCUUCAAGAAGUACAUCUUCACAGACGCAAAAGAAGAACAAUUGCUCGAUUUGUUGAAGGAAGCUGGCAAUGUUGAGCUGGACAAACACAAUGUGUUUGAGAUUAUCGAACUCGUAUACGAUUUAGAGGUAAGUAUUAUGACGUCAUAG